This is a messenger RNA of Monoraphidium neglectum, 213 nucleotides long. RefSeq lists its product as hypothetical. NCBI's taxonomy places the organism in Eukaryota, Viridiplantae, Chlorophyta, Chlorophyceae, Sphaeropleales, Selenastraceae. The transcript has 2 exons. Bases 1 to 213 code for a protein of 70 amino acids. The record is from RefSeq and is a predicted model, not a curated record.
AUGCUGAAGCAGGACGACGGCGUGUACGCCUGCAUCGCGGAGGACGAUGUGCGGUACAACCUUGGAGAGGUCAAGGAGGAGCUGAUGGCGGCUAUGGGCCUGAACACGGAGGAGGCCGGCAGCGUGGCCGCGUUCCUGCGGCGCGGCUACAAGACCUCCACCUGGUUUGAGGACGACAGGGCGCUGGAGCAGUCCGGGGAGUGGCGGCUGUGA